This is a messenger RNA of Ilex paraguariensis (yerba mate), 426 nucleotides long. Lineage: Eukaryota; Viridiplantae; Streptophyta; Magnoliopsida; Aquifoliales; Aquifoliaceae. The record is from the annotation of a GenBank genome assembly.
AUGAGAAGAAUAAAUAGGAGGAGGAGAAGGAGGAGAAAGAGUAGGAGCAGGAGAGGGAAAAGAGGAGGAAAAUCGAGAGGAAGGAGGAAAUUAACAGAGUUGGAGGAGGAAGAAGAAGAAGGGAGGAGGAAGAAGACGAUGUUGGAGGAGGAGGAGGAAGAGGAAGACGAGGAGGAUGAGAGAGGAAAAACAAAAGGAAGAAGGAAAACAAGGAGGAGGAAAAGCAAAAAGAAGGAAAGGGGAGAAGGUGAUAUAAGAAGAAGAAAGAAUAAGAAGGACGACGACGACAAAAAUGAGAAGAAACUGGAGGAGGAGAAGGAAAAAGGAGAGAGGAGAAGGAGGAGGAGUAGGAGUAGGAGCAGGGAAAGAAGAGGAAAAUUGAUGGAGUUGGAGAAGGGUGAAGAAACAAGAAAGGAGAAAGAAUGA